CGUACUUCAUAGGCAUCACCCCUAUAAGGGGAUAUCCUCAUAGGAACGCUUUUGAAAGAAUGUUAUUUUGCGUUGUUCAUGAAGAAGAAAAAAGAAAAGGGAAGGAAAUUGCGGUCAUGUCGAGCGCAGUUUUGUACCUUUCCCUUGUGGUGGCCCGUGCUCUGUAUCAUGUGAUGUACGCGGGAGUCACGUCCUGAUCAUAUAAGCAGACCGCAGCUUACAUAAUUUAUAUCAUGCAUUGACGUGACCCACUCAUCCGCUAGGUAGUUAGUUAUGAUUGAAAAGCUAUGUAACCAGUUAGUCACCAGGGAAGCUCCUCUUCUGCCUCAGGCGCCACACAUCCCAGGCCGAAAGCGGCGAAUGAACCCCGCGGAAAACUCCCCUCAAUCCAUUAGUAGAGUCAAUUAAUGGGUUAACAAGACCAUAUAUUGUUGUUGCACAUAGACUCAAAAUCUCAACCUCACGGUUUAGGAGGCAGCUGAUAAUCCUGUUUUGAUUCCCCGAUCAGACGGAUCUUCCCCCAGGUAAAUAAAAUGGCCCCUGAAAUGAUGUCGUGGUUCUUGUUCCCCGCUGGUGCGACUGCUUGCGGUGUUUUCUCAAUUGAGUUGCUUGUGGAGGGGUCGUGGGGAUAAAUUUUUCCCUUCCUUCAAUUUUCUUUUCCCUUCCCCUUUUCUUUUCUGGAUCCUGACCUUGACGUGAUUUAGUGUCUCUCACGGUCGUUGUCUCAAAAUGUCUCAACAAAAGUCAGCUAUCCUCUCCGUCUAUGACAAGACUGGACUGCUCGACCUGGCCAAGGGCCUGGUCCAGAACAAUGUCCGUCUGCUCGCCUCUGGUGGUACCGCCAGGAUGAUCCGGGAGGCAGGAUUCCCUGUCGAGGACGUUUCUGCUAUUACCCAUGCUCCCGAGAUGCUUGGUGGCCGUGUCAAGACCCUCCACCCUGCUGUCCACGGUGGUAUCCUCGCUCGUGACAUUGAGUCUGAUGAGAAGGAUCUGGCCGACCAGAAGAUUGCCAAGGUUGACUUCGUCGUCUGCAACCUUUACCCCUUCAAGGAGACCGUCAACAAGGUCAAUGUCACCAUCGCAGAGGCCGUUGAGGAGAUCGAUAUCGGGGGCGUGACCCUCCUUCGUGCUGCGGCCAAGAACCAUGCCCGUGUCACCAUCCUUUCUGACCCUCAGGACUACCCUGAGUUCCUCAAGGAGCUCGAUGCCGGCGAGAUCACUGACUCUCGCCGGAAAUUGUAUGCUCUCAAGGCCUUCGAGCACACCGCAGACUAUGACGGUGCCAUCUCCGGGUUUUUCCGCAAGCAAUACGCCGGUAACGGUGAGCAAUACAUUCCUCUGCGUUACGGCACCAACCCCCACCAGAAGCCCGCCUCGGCAUACAUGCUUCAAGGUAAGCUUCCUUUCAAAGCCCUGAAUGGUGCUCCAGGUUACGUCAAUUUGCUUGACGCCCUCAAUGCCUGGGCUUUGGUCAAGGAGCUUAAGCAGGCGCUGGGCUACCCUGCCGCAGCUUCCUUCAAGCACGUUUCCCCAGCUGGUGCCGCCGUAGGUGUUCCCUUGAACGAAAAAGAGCGUAAGGUCUACAUGGUUGAUGAUAUCGCUGGUAUCGAGACUUCCGGCCUAGCUCAGGCUUACGCUCGUGCCCGUGGUGCCGACCGCAUGUCCAGCUUUGGAGAUAUUCUCGCUCUUAGUGACGUUGUUGAUGUGCCCACCGCCAAGAUCAUCUCGCGUGAGGUUUCGGACGGUGUCAUCGCCGCAGGCUACACUCCAGAGGCUCUUGAGAUCCUCUCCAAGAAGAAGGGCGGCAAGUACCUGGUGCUCCAGAUGGACGAGACAUACGUCCCCGCCGCUGAGGAGACCCGUACUUUGUACGGUGUUCAGCUCACCCAGCACCGCAACGAUGUGGUGAUCUCUCCCCAGAAGACCUUCAACACCAUCGUGACUCCCAAGGACCUACGGAGCCUCCCCGACUCUGCUUUGCGUGAUCUCACCGUGGCAACCAUUGCUUUGAAAUACACUCAGUCCAACUCCGUCUGUUACGCUCUUAAUGGCCAGGUCGUUGGUUUGGGCGCUGGUCAGCAGAGCCGUAUCCACUGCACCCGUUUGGCCGGUGACAAGGCCGACAACUGGUGGAUGCGCUUCCAUGACCGCGUCCUCAACAUCAAGUGGAAGCAGGGCACAAAGCGUGCCGACAAAGCUAAUGCCAUCGACCUGCUCUGCUCGGGUAACACCCCUCGCACCGAGGCAGAGACCGCCGAAUACGAACGUGUCUUUGAGGAGGUCCCUACUCCAUUCACUCAGGAGGAGCGGGAAUCCUGGAUCCAGAAGUUGAGCGAGGUUGCUGUCUCAUCCGAUGCUUUCUUCCCUUUCAUCGACAACGUUUUCCGUGCCGCCCGCUCCGGCGUUAAGUACAUCGCUGCCCCUAGUGGCAGCCAGAACGACGGCCCCGUCUUCGAGACUGCGGAGAAGCUUGGCAUUGUUUUUGUCGAGCAGGGAACACGCCUCUUCCACCACUAAGCUGUUGCCAUUGCUUGAUAUAUGAUAGUCCAAAUGUUAUGCCAGUAUUUAUAUGUGAUGAUGUCAGUCCAUAUUUUCACGACUUUAUACCUAACUCUCUGGGGAAAUGAAAUAAAAGAAC
Molecule: messenger RNA, 2638 nt
Organism: Aspergillus alliaceus
Lineage: Eukaryota; Fungi; Ascomycota; Eurotiomycetes; Eurotiales; Aspergillaceae
Product: phosphoribosylaminoimidazolecarboxamide formyltransferase/IMP cyclohydrolase
Exons: 4
Coding region: 730-2517 (595 amino acids)
Biological process (GO): 'de novo' IMP biosynthetic process
Cellular component (GO): cytosol
Molecular function (GO): IMP cyclohydrolase activity; phosphoribosylaminoimidazolecarboxamide formyltransferase activity
Source: RefSeq, a predicted model, not a curated record